Molecule: messenger RNA, 2731 nt
Organism: Rattus rattus (black rat)
Lineage: Eukaryota; Metazoa; Chordata; Mammalia; Rodentia; Muridae
Product: zinc finger protein 383-like
Exons: 5
Coding region: 162-1751 (529 amino acids)
Biological process (GO): regulation of transcription by RNA polymerase II
Molecular function (GO): DNA-binding transcription factor activity, RNA polymerase II-specific; RNA polymerase II cis-regulatory region sequence-specific DNA binding
Source: RefSeq, a predicted model, not a curated record
CUAAUGAUGCAAGGGGCUCGUGCCCAGGGUGUCUGCCCUACGUAUUGUGAGAGUUUCGAUCCCAGUUUGUAUCUCUGUCUAGGAAUUUUCCGCACAAAAUUCCAAAUGCGGAGCCAGAUCCUCGGCCUGCCUCAGGCCGUGCCCUGGCGGGAAAUCCAACAAUGGUUGCCAUUUUCCCCGCCAGUUCCCAUCGCAGACUACAUUUCCCAGAAGCGCCCGCAAUUUCUAGGCAGCCCCUUCUUUUGCCUGCGGGACCCUCAUCGUCCGGGGACAGGAAAGUGUACGCUCUGCCCCUCCAGAGGUACCCAGUGGAGAAAGGAGGAAUGGCUGCGGACCAUGCCAAACAUAAGAAACAGGUGGCGUUCAGCGACGUGUCUCUGGACUUCUCUCAGGAGGAGUGGGCGUGCCUGGGCCCUGCGCAGAGGGCCCUGUACAAAGAUGUGAUGCUGGAGAACUACAGCCACCUGCUCUCAGUGGCAGGACUUCACAUUCCCAAGCCUCAGGUGAUCUCUUUAUUGGAGCAAGGCAAAGAGCCCUGGAUGGUUGGUAAAGAGCUUACGAGAGGCCUGUGCUCGGCUCUGGAGUCAAUGUGCGAAAGCAAGUUAUUAUCUCUAAAGAAGGAAGUUUAUGAACUAGAAUCCUGCCAGAGGGAGUUCAUGAGGCUUACGAAGCAAGGCCUGGACUACCCCGGUUUCAGAGAUGUCUUGGAAUGUGGAAGCCAGCUUCAAAAUGGACAUGGAAGCCAAGAGCCACUGGCCCGUGAGUACAUGCCCACGUUUGUUCAGCAGACUUUCCUGACCCUACAUCAGAUCAUUAAUGACGAGAAACCCUAUGAAUGUAAGAAAUGUAGAAAGGUCUUUACCCAGAACUCACAGUUUAUUCAACAUCAGAGAAUUCAUAUUGGUGAAAAGUCUUACGAAUGUAAGGAGUGUGGGAAAUUCUUCAGUUGUGGGUCACAUGUUACUCGGCAUCUGAAAAUUCACACUGGUGAAAAGCCCUUUGAAUGCAAAGACUGCGGGAAGGCCUUCAGUUGUAGCUCAUACCUUUCUCAGCAUCAGAGAAUACAUACUGGUAAGAAACCUUAUGAAUGCAAGGACUGCGGGAAAGCCUUUAGCUACUGCUCAAAUCUCAUCGACCAUCAGAGAAUUCACACCGGUGAGAAGCCAUAUGCGUGCAAAGUGUGUGGGAAAGCUUUUACAAAGAGCUCGCAGCUUUUCCAGCAUGUGCGAGUUCAUACAGGUGAGAAACCUUAUGAGUGUAAGGAAUGUGGCAAAGCCUUUACCCAGAGCUCAAAGCUUGUUCAGCACCAGAGAAUCCAUACUGGGGAGAAACCCUAUGAGUGCAAGGAAUGUGGGAAGGCCUUCAGUAGUGGCUCAGCCCUUACAAAUCAUCAGAGAAUCCACACUGGGGAGAAACCCUAUGAGUGCAAGGACUGUGGGAAAGCCUUCACCCAGAGCUCACAACUUCGGCAACAUCAAAGAAUCCAUGCUGGCGAGAAGCCUUUUGAAUGCCUUGAAUGUGGGAAGGCCUUCACUCAGAACUCACAGCUUUUUCAACAUCAGAGAGUCCACUCAGAUGAAAAACCAUACGAAUGUAAUAAAUGCGGAAAGGCCUUUAAUAAAUGCUCAAACCUUACCCGGCAUCUGAGAACUCACCGUGACGACAAGCCCUGUAGCUGUAAUGAAUGUGGGAAGACGUUUAGUAAUGAGUCAGAACUUAUUCGCCAUCAGGAAGUUCACUCUAAUGAAUGAUAAAAUUCAAGCUGGAGAGGUGCUCUCUGACAUUGUUGACUAGAUAUUUACAUUUUCAUCUGAAUUUUCUGACUAUAGGUUCUGAGUUCCAAGCCUACAUGUAUUGUCUCAUCCCACACCAAUGCUCCUUGCUUGGAGGUCUGCCUUCCUGUUGUUUAUGUUUGCUCAUAUUCAUAGGUCUAUCUUUUGUUGUCCAGACUGUUCCUGGUGCUUGUGCUCACAACACAGUGUUUUAACUGUGUAAGCGUUACUCAGUUAAGUCCCUCGUGGAGCUCCAGGGUUGGAUCUGAGGUGCUGCCGGCUGUACUGCUGUGUCCCAUGAGCUUGUUUUUACUUUUUUUUUAUUAUAAGUGAGGAAAAAGAGAAAAGUAGGAAUUCUGAAGCUCAGACAUGAGGAUGAACUGUGAUUGUAUUGAUUAUAGAUGACGACUAUCAAAUUGGUAGAACCAGUUUUGCUGAAUGUGUGGUUAUGGUAUCUGUGUUCUUCCUUCGUCUGCUUUUAUCAUGCUAAAAAAUCAUCUUUGUAAUUGCCUUUACAGCAGAUACAGAUUCUAAUUUUAAAGAUUUACUUAAUAACUUUUAAAUUACUAUUUUUCAUGUUAUGGUUGCUUCUGAAUUUUUGCAUUUAUAAAAGCUGUCUCCAUUAAUAUGACUCCACACUUACAUUUGGAUGUCUGAUGUUUUGUUUCUCUUAAAAUGAGACCAUUUAAUGCUGAAUUUACUUUCUCCUUGUAUGCUAUUUUGUUUACCUUUUCAUUGACCCUAUCCUAAUGUCAUACCAGAAAGGUAAUUACAGUUAGGAAAGUCUUAUUUUCCUGAUUUUUUUCUUACAUGUUACCAGUGUAUUUCCUCUUUUACAUAUUUAAUCAUAUGUAUGUAUUGGUUUGCUGUAAGAACUCAGUGAACUCAAAUAGAACUUAUAGAUCUGUUCCUAGCAUACAGCAUGGGUUUAAUAAAAGAUUUCUCUGUUGUCAUUUGUA